Messenger RNA from Rotaria sp. Silwood1, 3283 nucleotides. The record is from the annotation of a GenBank genome assembly. NCBI's taxonomy places the organism in Eukaryota, Metazoa, Rotifera, Eurotatoria, Philodinida, Philodinidae.
GCAAAUUUUAAAUUUGACUGAAUUUUAAUUUUGACCACAACAUAUAUAUCUAUCCGGUAGAAACGACAUUUAUAGUGCAUUGGUAGAGCGACUCAUGAAAUAAUAUAUUUAUAUAUAUAUUGAUAUACUACAGGGUGUAAAAUACCCUUGCCCCCCCCCCCCCCCCCUCCCUCCCUCUAUAACCUAAAGUAUCAAUGAUAUCACAAAUGUAUUUUAUACCAAAAGAAAGCGAGUCAAAAAAGGGGUUUCUUGGUACUAAAUGGUAAAGGUUAUGAAAACCUUUUAUUAUCGAACUUAAGACAUUUUCAGAAAUUUUAUGCCUUUUUGGCGUAGAAAAGUAAGGUGCCGUUAAUUCUAAAACGGAGUAAAUUUUUUUUCUUGGAUGUUUUUACAUGGUUCGAUAGAGCUCGUCGAAUUCUACAAAACUGUAUAUAUAUAAAAAAAUCUGUAAGCCAUCUUUUUGAGAUAAAAAAAAUCAAAAAAUUACUUGGAAAACCACAAAAUACGUUAAAAAAAAACUUCUUUUGUUUAUAUGGAAGAAAAACAUUUGGUUUUUAAAUACAAUUAUCUAUUUUCAUUAUUUUUACUACCGCAGAUGUUUCGAAAUAUAUUCAUUAGACGCAGUUUUUCACGCUGCAUCGAAUGGGUACAUUUCGAAACAUCUGCGGUAAUAAAAAUAAUGAAAAUAGACAAUUUUAUUUAAAAACCAAGUGUUUUUCUUCCAUAUAAAAAAAAGAAGUUUUUUUUAACGUAUUUUCUGGUUUUCCAAGUAAUUUUUUGAUUUUUUUAUCUGAAAAAGAUGGCUUACAGAUUUUUUCAAAAUAUAUACAGUUUUGUAGAAUUCGACGAGCUCUAUCGAACCAUGUAAAAAUAUCCAAGAAAAAAAGUUACUCCAUUUUUGAAUUACUGACAACUUUAGGCCACCCCAUCGUCAAAAAAGUCACUUUUCGUCAAAAUCAUCGAAAUUGAGAAAAAUGCAUAGGAAGAUAGCCCGUGAUCUGCUCUUUCAUAUAUAAUAAAAGUUUUUACUCGGCAUCUCCUUUUUUUAUCCACCGAAAAAUGUUGUAGGUUUUCAUCACCGCCCUAUUCGAAAAACAGGCCGUGUUUUUAGAAAAAACCAAAAAGUCAUUUUUCGUCAGAACGUCGGUUCAACGACAUAUCUCCAGCAGAACUCCAUCACAGUAAGAGAUAAAGCCAAAUCUUUUUCUUUUUUGUUUGAAAGCUUAUGUACAGGGCUAGCGACUCUCGUGACUCUUUUUUUUAAAAGAAGCUUUUUUAUUAUCAUAGAAGAUAACCUCUCUAUCGGAGCAGUGCAAUUUUUAGAGAGGUUUUUUGAGUCAUUGAACUUUCGCUUCGGUUUUUUUCGCCUAAAAAGUAAGAUUUAAAAAAAAAGGGCCACGAAACUCGCUUUAUUCUGACAUGCUCUUUCAAACAAAAACAAAAAAAAAUUAAAUGCCUAGAAUGAAGACCCACAGAGAAAACUAGGAUAUACUAAAGAGCUAUUUUUGUGAAACUCACGUAUGUUUUCAAAGAAAAUAGUGAGUGUAAGUUUUCAGUUCGAGGUUUGGUGGCUCCCCCUCUCCCCUCUCCUCCCUCCCACCCCAUUACAGACACAUAGCAACGAGAAAGAGAACAUUACAGACAAUCUCCCAUUACAGACGUUGACAACUUUAUGAAAAACAAAAAUUUUCUAUUCGAAAUUGAGAGAUAAAAAUAUAGGAUUUCUUAAUAAUCGAUUAUUGUGAGAAAAGAACAAUUAUGUUCUUUUUGAGAAAUUUUAAAUCUUGGAUAUUUUGUCAUUAGUAUAAUGAAAGCAAAGAAGAUAUGUGAGUUCCACAUGUUCAGCCCUAAAGGGGCUGCACUAACAAGCUUUGUUUUUUUUUUGAGACUAUAAAGUUAUGUAUUCGAAAAGUAUUUAUAUAUUAAAUAGAUGUCAUCUUGACAUUGACGAUAUAUAUGUAUAUUUCAUAAACUGUAAGCUUUUUCUAUGUUUUUAUUUUUUGUAGAAAUUAUAAAAGGAUGUAACUAUGUACAUAAGUAUAUAUUGGUAAAGAUAUAUAUAUAUAUGUAUGUAUAUUACCAAAAGUAUGAGAAGAAGAAAAACAAAACGUAAGAAGAUAAAACACUCACAACGCGUAUAUAUUAUGUAUCCACUUCUGUUAUAAAGAAGAGAUAAAAAAGAAAAAAAAAACAAUGUCAAGAAAACAAGUCGAAACUUGAAAUGAUGUUAAUUUUUGCAAAACUUCAAAUGAAAUUUUCACUUUUUUCUCUCUAUGUGCUUUCUGGCUCUCUCACAUUGUCUUCUUUUUUAUUUUAUCAUUUUAUUCUCUUGUUUCUCUCAAUUUCAGUGAUUCCAUUACGUGGAAGUUCAAUUGACAUUCAUCCAAAUGCUCGAUGGCAACAGAAUGGUCUCACUGUUGCUGGAGGAAAUGGAGAAGAAAAUGGAAUCAAUCAACUCUCAUACCCAUGGGGUUUGUAUGUUGAUGAAGAUCAAACAAUAUAUGCCGCUGAUCGAUCGAAUCACCGUAUUGUGGAAUGGAAAUGGGGUGCGACGAGUGGCCAAGUGGUUGCCGGUGGAAAUGGACAAGGAAGUGGGGCUCAUCAAUUGAAUGAACCACAAGAUGUGAUUGUCGACAAAGAGAGAGAUUGUCUAAUCAUCUCCGAUACUUCGAAUAGAAGAGUGGUUCGAUGGCCUCGUCGAAAUGGGACAAGUGGAGAAACAAUCAUCUUCAACAUCUAUUGUUGGGGUUUGACAAUAGACGAGAAUGGAUCUCUCUAUGUCGUUGACAAUGGAAAAAAUGAAGUGAGACGAUAUCGAAGAGGAGAAUCUGAAGGAACAGUGGUUGCAGGUGGCAAUGGAAGUGGAAAUCGUCUCGAUCAACUCUCUUACCCACGAUACGUAUUCGUCGAUCGAGAUCAUUCAGUCUACGUGUCUGAAUAUGGAAAUGAUCGUGUGAUGAAAUGGGUGGAAGGUGCAAAACAAGGCAUUGUCGUGGCUGGUGGUCGAGGACAAGGAAAUGGUCUUACACAAUUGUCAUGUCCUGAAGGAGUCGUUGUCGAUCAAUUGGGCACUGUCUAUGUGGCUGAUGGAUGGAAUCAUCGAAUCAUGCGUUGGCCCAAUGGAGCCAAACAGGGAAGUGUCAUUGUUGGCGGAAACGGUGCAGGAGGACAAUCGAACCAACUCAGUGUGCCCUUCGUACCAAUGCGUGCAAGUUCUAUUGAUAUUCAUCCAAAUGCAAAAUGGUCAACGAAUGGUAUCACUGUUGCUGGAGGAAAUGGAUAG